AACACUAAGCAGGAUUGCAUUUAAAAAAGUGAAAUGGAUUUCCGGCUGUCAUAUCUAAAGGUAACGGAAGAUUAAGAUGACCCCUCGUGCAAGUUAAACUUACAUUGAAGUUGAAUUUCCAAGUUUAAAGAUGUUACAAAAAACGGUAAUAAAUGAAGUAAACUGAGCGAACGUGGACUUAACACUUUGGAUUACGUUAUUCAAUAAUGUGCUAAACAAAAUAUGGCCACUCCAUUGUAUGAUCCUAAACUAUCAGGAGCCAAAUUCAAAAAUUGGAUUAAGGCUGGAUUAGGUGUGUUAUUUACCAAAGAAGGUAUAGAGCCUUUUGUUCAUGAUGAAAUAGAACAGUUCCAGCAGAAAUGUUUGAGCGACAUUUGCAACAACAAUGGACUUCCUGCUGGCACCACGUGUUCUAUUUGUUGCACAGAAAAUGUCGUCAUUUGCCCCACAAAUAGAAUUUGUAAUGCAAGACGUGGGAAAUGUAACUUCCAUAGAAAUUCUGCCACGCAAUAUCUUCCGUCUGGCUGCCCUAACAAGAUAUGUCAUAAUUUUAAAAACGAGAUACAGCGUGCCCAUCGAUACUUUGGUCCAUCCUAUAAAAACACUGAUGCUACCCAGUGGUGCAGCAAUUCGUGGGAAGUUGCUAAAUGUUUCAUGCCACCUGACGGAUACACAGAUGCGAUGAAUGCAGCAGACACUGAUUUCAAUGGUAUCACCAGUGUUGUCCUGAACUAUAAAGCAUUUCAAACGAAAAUUCACGACGACCUUUCCAAACAGAACAACAUCUUUGAACAGGGUAGAGAUGUAGGCAGAGCAGUUCGACAUUGCCCACAAUUAGAGAUGGAAGAUACAGAUCUACAAGACUAUUUUAGUGUCUUACAGAAACUGUUGUCAGAUCCUGCAUAUCUGUCUGCUAAUACUGCUGCGCAGAAUGCUAAAACGAAAUUAUUACAGCUUCAAAAUGAUACCCUAGUCAUUGGUAAAGACGAUGUCCGGAAAGUGCUUGACGAUAUUGGUAAAGCAGUUCAAGAUGAAAUAAGGACUGCAAAAGAAGAUUACGUGAAGAAUGCUAAAAUGAAAACGUUACAAAUUAUUCAACUCACAAAAACAUUUGUCAGUACAAUUGACAAACAUGGGAAAGCGUCAAUGUCUCAGUUAGAGAAAGCCUACACAUCUGCAAUGGAUGAAAUAGAAAAGCAAGCAAAGAAAUCGAUUAAAGACGUCCAAGCUGAAGGAGAAAAACAAAAAGAAGAUAUAGUCGCAGAAGGACAUACUGUGAAGAGACAGUUAGUAGAUGUGGCUGGUCAAGAGGUAAAAAGGUUGAAAACAGAGGCCACUGCUGGAAUUAAUACGAUGGAAGCGGAAGCCACUACUCAGGUGAAAACAAUUGCAUCAGAAGCUGGUAAAGCUAUAAAACAAAUAGCGGGAGACAGAGACGAAGGGGUGAAAGAAAUGAGAACAGAGGCACUUACUCGAAUGGAACACCUAAAAGAAUAUGCUGAGGAAGGGGUUAACAAGUUAGAAGUUGAAGCCAAAGCUGGAGUUACAAAGAUUAAUUUAGAAACUGAUGAAGCAUUAAAGCAGAUUGAGAAAUCAAAAGCAGAAAGCAAAGAAGAUACAUACAACAAAUUAAAAAAGGAUUUACCAUCCGAUUCGGAUCUAGCUAAGAUUGUGAAGGCAAUAGGAAUUAACUGGGAGCUUCUAGGACCACACCUUGAUCUACGUACAGCGGAGAUUGACCAUAUAAAAAUGGACAAUGAAACUACGGAGAAAAGGAUAUAUAAAAUGCUACAGGUCUGGCAGCAAGAUCAAGGACUGAAUGGCACUAAACAAAAGCUUUUCACUGCCUUUAGUAAUGAAUCGUCCACAUAUAUUGACUGGGAAGCACUUGAGCAAUCUUUCCCUGACGCUUCAAAAUACAAGCCAAGAGAAAAAAGUAUGUAUAUAUUAUCACGAACCAGUAACUAUUUGCUUGAAAAGAGCACCAGUAACAUUUCGUUUAGUAAGACAUUUAAACGACAAUGUUGUUACUUAUUAGAUAGCAAGAGUUGCAAGCAUAUUUGCGAUUUACGAAUCUAAUGAUAUUCGUUAAGUAUCAAUAAUAGAUAUUUAAAAAUUAUCAAAAUAUGUUUCUGUGUUUGAGUUGAUAGACUCAAUUAAGUGUUUUCCUUAAAAUAAAAACGUUUUCAAAUAAAAUUGUUAUGAGAAACUAGACUAAUAAAAAAGAAAUUGUUUUACCUGUCUGACAAAUUUCCAUUUUUUUAUCAGUCUCUUUUUGACCUAGACAGAACCGCCAACAAUUUAU
Messenger RNA from Mercenaria mercenaria, 2305 nucleotides. RefSeq lists its product as uncharacterized. The transcript is spliced from 5 exons. Gene Ontology annotation, molecular function: protein binding. Gene Ontology annotation, biological process: signal transduction. Lineage: Eukaryota; Metazoa; Mollusca; Bivalvia; Venerida; Veneridae. Bases 223 to 2079 code for a protein of 618 amino acids. The record is from RefSeq and is a predicted model, not a curated record.